Strigops habroptila (Kakapo) is the source of this 5772-nucleotide messenger RNA. Its product is annotated as alpha-1,6-mannosyl-glycoprotein 4-beta-N-acetylglucosaminyltransferase-like. The record is from RefSeq and is a predicted model, not a curated record. NCBI's taxonomy places the organism in Eukaryota, Metazoa, Chordata, Aves, Psittaciformes, Psittacidae. The transcript has 5 exons. Gene Ontology annotation, molecular function: acetylglucosaminyltransferase activity. Gene Ontology annotation, biological process: protein N-linked glycosylation. Bases 758 to 2155 code for a protein of 465 amino acids.
GGAUUCCUUUCCCGCUUUGGGCAGGCCCAUGGAUGUGACUGGAGAGGGGCAAAUCCUGCCCUGAGAUGGCAUGUGGGGACCCCGGGGGGAUUCUGCUGCACCCCGUGUCAGUGCGGUGUGUUCCCCAAAGGGCAGGGCUCUGCAGCGGGGCUGCCUGCUGCACCCAUAGGUCCCAUAGGGGAUCCCAGGGCUGCCCUGGGCACCGUGGCCCCAACCCUCCCCUUCCUUCCUGAGCGAGCAGGAAGCACCGAGCUCCGGUUCCUGCAGCUGCUGCCGGUCGUUUCCAUAUCCCCCAUGAGCCCUGAGCCCCACAUCCCAUCCUUGCCAUGUGCAGUCACUGCUGGGUUGGAUCCCAGCUCCCUUGAUUGUCCUGGUGUCACCCAGCCCCUGUCUGGGUGCAAAUACAGGCCUUGGUGUCCCCAUUGAGCUCCUGGGACCCCGUAGGGGCAGAGCCACCAGCAUCUCGUGAUGGGAAUUUGAGGAUUUAAACAUCAAACACCGUGGGAACGGGGAAAGCCAGUGGAUUUGGGAGCCUGCGGAUGCCUUUUCCUCUCCUUCCCAGUGCCAUUACCUGCUUCCUGCUGUACCUUAUCUCUCCACAGCCACCUCUGUCCUCACAGGCUUGUCUGAGCCCAGCAGUUCCAUCUGAGUCCGCAGCGAGCAGCCGGGGCUGGAGGGUGUCCCGGGGAAUUGGUAGGAGACGGAGCCUGGGAAGAGACAUUGGUGCCCUUCCGAAGGUCUCAGUGUGCCCGGUGCUAUGCGAUGUUCCCUGAAGCGCUCCCUCACGGCUGCGCUCGCAGCCUCCUUCCUCCUCCUCCUCUUCCUCUAUGGGGGCAGCCGGCAGGAACAGGAUCCCCCAGAGGUGGAGCUCGGGGCCUUGGCCCCGGACAUGGUCCUGCAGCUGCUGCAGCCGGAAGGAGCCCAGCGCAUCCUCAGGGACACGGGCGGCCUCUCUGUGCUCCACAACGUCUCCUACCACCUCCUCGCUGGCUCCCUGUCACCCCACAAAAAAUUCCUGGCGGUGGGAUUGGCGUCGGUGCAACGGCCGCGUGGCUACUACCUCCCGGCCACGCUCCAGUCCCUCUUCAAGCAGUCAACAGAGGAGGAGCUGCAGGAGCUGGUGGUGGUGGUGCACUUGGCCGAUGCAGACCCCAGAUGGAACGUGCGUGUGGCCGCCAACAUCGCCAGCAAGUUUGCUGAGCACAUCCUCCUGGGCCGGCUCCUGCUGAUCCACGCUCCCCACGAGUUCUACCCCACCCUGGAAGGCCUCAAGAGGAACUUCAAUGACCCAGAGGAGCGGGUGAGGUUCAGGUCCAAGCAGAACGUGGACUACGCUUUCCUCCUCGCCUUCGCCGCCAACCUCUCCUCCUACUACCUGAUGAUCGAGGAUGACGUGUGGUGCGCCAAGUCCUUCUUGACGGCCAUCCGCAAGGCACUGGCUUCCCAGGAGGGCUCCAACUGGGCCACGCUGGAGUUCUCCAAGCUGGGCUAUAUCGGGAAGCUCUACCGCUCCAGUGACCUUCCUCGCCUGGCUCGCUUCCUCCUCCUCUUCUACCAGGAGAUGCCCUGCGACUGGCUGCUGGUGCACUUCCGCCUCCUGCUCACCCAGAAGGAUGUCAUCCGCUUCAAGCCCUCCCUCUUCCAACACAUGGGCCUCUACUCCUCCUUCCAGGGCACCAUCAACCGGCUGGAGGAUGACGAGUUCCAGGCUGAUGCCAUGGACCUUCCGGACAACCCUCCGGCAGCCUUGUUCACCAGCAUGUCUGUCUUUGAGAACUACGAGCCCCUCAAGGCCUACAGCACAGCAGAGGGGUAUUUCUGGGGGAAGGACCCCGCAGCCGGCAGCACCUUCUCCAUCGUGUUCCAGCAGCCAGCCCGUGUCACCCGUGUGCGGGUGCGCACGGGCUCCGCCGAGCGCCGGGGUGACAUCCUGCGCGCCGGGGUGCUGGAGCUGGGCCGGCGGCGCCGCCACGAUGGCCGGGACUGCUCUGCUUACACCAUGGUGGGCACCUUCGAGAAGGGGACCUGUGAGCGGCGGGGGCUGGAGAGGGGUGUCCCUGGGCCUGUGGAGUGUGUCAGGAUCCGGGUGACCCGGGGCCAGAGCGAGUGGCUCAUCAUCCAGAGCAUCGAGAUCUGGACCAUGGCGGGCACCUGACCAUGGAGGAGGCAGGUUAUCAACGUGGCUGCGAGAUGCUACAUGAUGAACUCCAGCACCUUCCUGACGUUGUCAAUGUUCUCAGUGGGACCAACAUACACAUGGCAGAAUCACUUCAGUUUCCUCCACGCAGCCCAAGUCCAGUCAGAGCUUUUGGGAGUGCCUGGAGUAGCACAAGUGUCCCCUUCCCAGAGCCCCAAGACCCAGCGGAGUGUUUACAGUGCUCCUGCAGAGCCUUUGCCCAGGACACAAGUGCUCCUGACCAUGCUGUGAGAGCACUGGUUACCAGUGUGGGUGCAAUGGAAAACUUUCUCCCCAGUAUGUUUUUAUCUGCUGCUAAAGCAGGAAAAGAUAAACAUGUAAAUCAACCUUUUACCUGUUGGUCUCUUACCUCUGAAGGUAUUAAUGGGUUUCGUGAUCUUCUCCUGUGCAGAAACAAGCUGCAAUCUCAGUUAUGCUGGUGUAAAUCUGGACAGACUCCACUGAAGAGAGUGGAAAUCCACCCUGUUUACACUGGGUAAGCAGCUGACCCUGGGGAGGGAACCUUCUCCUCUUCCUUCCAGUGCAACACAUUCAUCUCAGCACCAUGACACCCAGUUAACACCGGUGCAAGCUGGAAGAGGAGGAGGAGGCUUCUUUGUCAUGGAGAAGCGCCACAUAAUUUAUCCCGCAGAAAAAUUAUCCCACUAUCUUUAUCCCAGGAAGACUCAGCCGGCUUUCAACACUCUGUACAGAGACCCCUGUCUCCAGUACAGGGGUGGGAUGAUGGAGACUGGAGCUGCAGCGUCCGCUCGAGUGAGCCCCUGCAUCCAACCAUGUACAUGCAGCCACGAUGAGCACAGACCUCAGCCAGGCAAGGGGUCAGGAGCCUCUGGGCUGAGGGGUGAAGGGCAAGGGGACAAAACCAUUUUGGUCUGUUGCUCUCCAUGAAGAUGGUAAAUCAGAGAGGGUUAAAGCUUUCAAACACCAGAGUCCUGGAGGAUGACCCGCUGUCCGUCUUGAACAGCGGAGCUGCCCUGUCUCUUGGGAAGUGGUGCUCAGCAAAGAUCUAGCUCAGCAUCUUGUGGCGGUCGAAAACUGUCUUCCUCUGCUCCUGCACUUGGCGCUUCCAGCGCUGCUGGGCCCCCUCCACCCUCUCCAGCACCGUGUUGGCUCUGGCCCCAGAUGGGGUGGGGGCUGCGGCCAAGGAGCGAGCAUCCUGCAGGGGAAAGAAACAAUGAAGGAGACCAAGGCAUGGGCACCCCCAACACAGGAGGUGGAAGGUGCUGGAGCGGGGCCAGAGAAGGGCAACGGAGCUGGUGAAGGGCCUGGAGCACAAGAAACAUGCACCAGCAGCACAGCCUCACCUCAUUCUCCUCCUCAUUGUGCAGGGGCUGGGUAUAAGCAUCUGGCUUCCGGAUCAGAGGGUCCACCAGCACAAGGAAAGCCAUGUACAGCAGCAAUGCCCCCACCACAGACAAGUAAAUGAUGAUGAUCACCUGCAGUCAAGGAGAGCAGAGAGGAAAAGAAUCAGCAUGUAGGUGAGAAGCAGCACAGAGACCAGGAAACUCCUUUCACAGCUGCCUCGGAUGCUGGGUCUCCUCUCUCAUUCUGAUUUUGCUCACUAGAAAGUCCCCUGCACUUGCAGGAAGUGCUGAUGAGAUGUAAGGGCCGCAAUGUGCUGCUCCUCCCCGCACUGUGCCAAUGUGAAAGGAGCCCAAGAUGUGUCCCUGCUCAGAGGUGCUUGUCGCUGUCACACAUCCUCAGCAAGAAGCCUGGGCUCCCGUGCAGCCUGCUCCUCCCUGCCAGGAGCCCUCCUGGCCCGCACAUGGUGCCCCUGGCAUUACCACCAUGGUUUUAUUUUCCCUUCCUGAGCUCUCCUCCAGGCACCCACCAGUCUGGCUGUGCCUGGGCUGGUGUGGCAUGGCACGAGAAGGAGCCAGCCAUGGGGACAGAGCCACGAUUACCUUGAUGGUGGUGGUGCUGCGCUCCUCGUACUUGCACUCACACAGAAGGCAAUAGGCCUCCACAUCAUUCCCUGGCACUGGCAUUGGCUCCACAACGUGCAGGCAGUUGCUGCAACACAGAGAAACCAAAAUCAGCAACAGGCCAAGAUGAAAGCAAUGCUCUGUGGAAGCACACUGGGGUGACUUUUCCUGUGUCCCAGCUUUCCCAUCAGGCUGAUAACACAGAUCCAGGUUUGAGUUCCCUUCACAGCUCAGCUAAUUCCUGGCACAGACCAUCCAAGCAGGGAUCUGGUCCAUGUGAAAGGAACAGGAGGGUCCACCCUGUAUCUGCUGAGAGCUGUGGCUUAAGGAAUCACACCCCCAGAUUCCUCAGUCUCUGUUCAAAAAGUGCUCCUUGCCUGGGUUGAACAUCCCCUACCAAACCAGCUUCCACUGCAAAUGCACAGGCAGGGAAUCACUUCCCUAGCACCAGCUGGAGACUCGGGAGCAUUGGUUUGCAUGCACUGAACCCCUCAGGCUUGAACCCACACCAACUCACCAGUCCUUCUGUGACACAUUCUUGUUGUAAAUGUGGCCGCUGAUGUUCCGGUACGGGGGGCAGAUGCACUUGCAGCGGAUGUCCUCCGAGCUCUGCAGAACAAGAGAUGGUGUUAGUGAGCGAAGGUGCGGGUGCAGUUCUGCUGCCCUCAGCAAAACACUUUCCAAGAGGACCUCACACCACGUCUCUUCUUCCUGCGCUGCUGCUUUCACAUCAAGAACUCCCCAGUUAAAGUGUCUGCCCGGACACGAGGUACUUUUCAUACACAUUAUAAAACGCAAGCUCCAAAACACAGCAGAAGGCAGAGCAGAGGCCACUGCCAUGAAAAACACACCUCAGCACUCCCUGUCUUUGCAAACUUCCACUGAAAACCAGUUGCUUCCCCACUGCUUUUGUUCCUGUUGCACUACACACACGGUUCAGCGUGUGUCUGAAGCAGGUCACUCACCUUGCUGGCUAGUGCCGGAGGAGGAAGUAUGCAGCAGAGCAGCACCAGCAGCAGCACGGAGCUCGCACACCUCGGGCUGCACUGGGCAAACAUCAUGGAAGCCUGAGGAAACAGAAAUUCACAUCCAGGACAGAGGAUCUCAACUGAAUGCAGCCAGAAGGAGUUAACUGGAGCUUUCCUUUUAUGGCCCACUUUGCCCAGGAAGUAGAAAAUUAUCCCUGAAUCAAGGCUGAUGCCAGUGAGAAACUCCUGGAAACACUUUACACAGAUGCCAAGAAACACUCCCAUCGAAAAAGCUUCCACCUCCUAGAGCCACACCUCCAAACUACAGCAGUCCUGCAGAAAGUAUUGCUGAUUCCCUCACAGAGUGACUUCUGCAAGUCCCCAAUACCCUGUUGUGGUAUUUUGCUGCUGACAGUUUUGCCCAGUAAAAGAUACAGAAGCAGGAAAACCACAGACCAAGAGUGACCUGAAGAAGGACACUGGGGCCUCGCUGCUGUACUGCAUAGUAAGUGUCAAAUCAUUCAUCUUCUGGCACUCCAGUUGCGCUUGGAGUCAGCAUAUUUGCCUCUCUCAUGAGCCAUGAACUAUGGGAAGGAGGUGGAAUAUUUACGGAUUCCUAAACCUCCUCCUUUUCCCCAAAAUAUCUGUUCAGUAAAAUUCUGAUUUUUCACAACUCUUUCAA